Messenger RNA from Daktulosphaira vitifoliae (grape phylloxera), 694 nucleotides. RefSeq lists its product as uncharacterized. Lineage: Eukaryota; Metazoa; Arthropoda; Insecta; Hemiptera; Phylloxeridae. The transcript has a single exon. The record is from RefSeq and is a predicted model, not a curated record. The coding region runs from base 137 to 631 and encodes 164 amino acids.
UUGAAUUAUAAACAUGAUACAGUAGUGUAAUUCUUUGAAAUCGUUAGAUGUUCAUUAUUAAGGAUCCUCAAGGAGAAUUAUUUUUAUGUAAACUAUACUAUAAAAAAAUGAUAAGUAAUUAUAUAUAAUCUUAAUUAUGACUAUUAUGAAUGUUACUACUUUAUUUUUUGAUAUGGAUAUAUUGCCGAAGAUUCUUCCUGGCCAAUCAAUUACUGAAGUGUCAUCCAAGUUACAACUUGAAGAAAUAAGAAUAUUAAUACCUAAAUUAGUUGACUUAGUAAAUGAUCCAAACACACACUUAGAUGCAUUACAAUGGUUAAGUUCCAUAAUAACUGUUAAUAGAAUACGCGUUAUAAGAGAUCCAACCUUACAUGAACCUUUAUACAAAUUGAAAUCCUUUGAUGAUGUAAGUUUAAGAAGUUUUAGUAUGGUGGCAAAAAUAUUCAAAUUAAAAGGAAGAUUGGAAACAAUCACUGAACGUAUGAUUAAAAGAAAAAGUGGAACAUUGGAACCAUAUAGUACCUAUAUGGAUGAAGAUUCUACAGAUAGAAUUGACAAAUUUCUUCUUAUGAGUCAAGUAAAACCUAUAGAAUCUGAUGAUGAUGAUAUGGAUUUAAGUAAAAUUGCAUAAAUAACAUUAUAUUUUUUUUAAAUUUAUGUAUUAAACAAUAAAAAUAAAGAUAUAUAGAUAACA